Meleagris gallopavo (turkey) is the source of this 1183-nucleotide messenger RNA. NCBI's taxonomy places the organism in Eukaryota, Metazoa, Chordata, Aves, Galliformes, Phasianidae. The record is from RefSeq and is a predicted model, not a curated record.
AUGUUCAUCAGUGACCUGGAUAAAGGGGUAGAGUGCAUCCUCAGCAAGUUUGCUGAUGAUACAAAGCUGGCAGAGUGGCUGACACAGAAGGUGGUGCUGCCAUUCAGUCUUACAAGAAGCCUGUCUAUAACUUCAGCUGAAUCAGCAUUUGAAAAAGCUCAAGGAGAGAGAGUUACAUUGCCGUGUACUUUUGUACUCUCAGAAGAGGAUGUAGGCACACUAGAUAUUGAGUGGGUCUUGAUACCAGCAGAUAUUCAGAAGAAGGAAGAAACAAUAAUUCUGUAUUCUGGAGAUAGGAUUUAUAAUCAUUAUUAUCCUGCUCUGACUGGGCGGUUGCAAUUUACUAGUUCUGAUCCCAAAUCUGGUGAUGGUUCAGUGGAUAUCUUGAAUUUAAAGUCAACAGAUACUGGCACAUACCAGUGCAAAGUGAAGAAGGCUCCUGGAGUUGAAAGCCAAAAAAUACAGCUGAAUGUACUUGUAAAGCCAGCAAGCACUAAAUGCUCCAUUGAAGGAUCACAGGAGAUUGGAAAGGACAUUAUAUUGAAGUGUGCAUCACAAGAAGGAACCCCACUUUUGUAUUAUGACUGGAGAAGAGUAGUAACUGGCACACAAGGACUUCCUGCCACUUCCGUGCUAAAUAAAAAUACAGGGGAACUUCUCUUGAAAAAUGCCUCUAAAGACUAUUCUGGUACAUACAAUUGUGUUGCUUCAAACCGAGUUGGCACAGAUGAAUGUUCUGUUGAGCUGAAUGUCACCCCUCCUAUAAAUACAGCUGGUGUAAUUGCUGGAGCUAUUCUGGGAACUCUGUUGGGUCUUGCCUUAUUGGCUUUUCUUGUCUUCUGUUGCUGUAAGAAGCAUAGAGAGAAGAAAUAUGAGAAAGAAGUACAUCAUGAAAUCAGAGAAGAUGUUCUGCCUCCAAAAAGUCGCAGUUCAACAGCACGCAGCUACAUAGGCAGCAAUCGUUCUUCUUUGGGUUCAAUGUCUCCCUCAAAUAUGGAAGGAUACUCCAAAACUCCAUAUAGCCAGGUUCCAAGUGAAGACUUUGAACGUGCUUCUGGUCAAAACCAAACCAUUGCAUCUUCAAAGUCUGACAUCGCACACAAGAUUGGUGACAUAACAGUGGUAUAAACAUGAAGAAACACGCAUCAUUUUUUGCAUGAAUUUCAAGUAUGGUGAAACUGAA